AUGUGUCCAUCUCUCUCUCCUCUCCCCUCUCUCUCUCCAUCUCUCUUAUCUCUCUCCCCUCUCUCUAUCUCUCCCCUCUCUCUCUAUCUCUCUCUCUCUCUAUCUCUCUCCCUCUCCUCUCUCCCCUCUCUCUCUCUCUCCCCUCUCUCUCUAUCUAUCUAUCUCACUCUCCCCCUCUCUCUCUCUCUCUCUCUUAUUAUAUUUCUUCUCUACUUCCCCCCAGCGUUCUUUCGCUGCCAGUUAUAUUCUUCAAUACUCUUUUUUUUUCUUUUACUUUUUUCUCUCUAUCUCUCCCCUCUCUCUCCUCUGUCUCUCUCUUCCUCACUCUCCCCUCUCUCUCUUAUCUCUCUCCCCCUCUAUCUCUCUAUCUAUCUAUCUCUCACUCCUCUCUCUCUCUCCCCUCUCUCUCUCUCUCUCUCUCUCUCUCUCUCUCUCUCUCUCUCUCUCUCUCAUUAUUAUUAUAUUUCUCUGCUUCCCCACCGUUCUUUUCGCUGCCGGUUGCUAUUCUUCAAUACUUUCUUUUUCUUUUUACUUCUUUCUCUCUCUCUCUCUCUCUCUCUCUCUCCAUCAUCUUUAAGAUUCACAGGUCUCUUUUUUUUGUUUUUCUUCACUUUUUCUACCACAUUAUCAUCUUCGUCUGCUCCUGAUUGUCUCGUUUUUUCUAUCUUGACUCAUCAUCGCUCGUUCUCUUUAUGCAUGUUUAUCAACAAAUUCCGUUUUAACGCUUUAUUUGUAUCUAUCUAUCUAUCUAUCUUUCUAUCCUUAUACCUAGCUUUAUACCUAUCUGCUAGCUGUGCGUCUAUCUAUUUGUCUGUCUGUCUAUCUAUCUAUCUAUCUAUCUAUUUAUCUGUGUCUGUCUUUCUGUCUAUCUAUCAGUUUAUCUGUCUGUAUUUGUAUAUAUUUUUUAUCUGUAUGUAUAUCUACUUCCGUAUUCCUAUCUAUCUAUCUAUCUAUCUAUCUAUCUAUCUAUCUCAUUUUGUUAAUCUCUAUCUAUCUAUCUAUCUAUCUAUCUAUCUAUCUAUCUAUCUAUCUAUCUCAUUUUGUUAA
This is a messenger RNA of Acanthosepion pharaonis, 1047 nucleotides long. Lineage: Eukaryota; Metazoa; Mollusca; Cephalopoda; Sepiida; Sepiidae. The record is from the annotation of a GenBank genome assembly.